AUAUCUUGCGCGUGGUAUUCGUACAUGACGCCUCGAUUUGCAGAAGAGAAACGGAAAUCGUGGAUUGUAACGUUCUUGUCCAGCGCGGUGAUGUCCUUAGGAAGUCUACCGUUCUUGUGGGACUUUGUCGUAUCAGGAGGGGAGACUGCUGCCGUUCAUCAUAGACCAUGGAUCUCCCAGGCUAUGUGCGGUUCAUUCCAAGGAUUUCUAUUCUCUGACCUCAUAAUGGGUUCUAUCGACUAUCCUCGACAACUUUCUCCUGUAAUCGGAUGGGGUCACCACAUCAUAUACGCAAUCCUCAUGCCAUACAUAACCUUCCGCGGCUGGGCACAUGUCUUCUGUCUCUGCCUAGCCAUGGAGAUACCCACAUGUUUUUUGGCAUCUUCUUUUCUCUGGCCCAGAUUACGAAACGACAUUGUCUACGCCUUCAUAUUCUUUACAACCCGAAUCGCAUUACACGCAUCGCUCUUGAUCGAGACACUUCUUCCACGAGGAAGGAACGAGACGGUUGGGGGAAGCUUCGCCCCCGCGUGUCUCUUGGCGUGUGCAUUUGUCAUGCAUACAUCAUGGUUCGUAUCCUCUGUGAAAGGUAUCAUUCGAAGA
Messenger RNA from Fomitiporia mediterranea MF3/22, 603 nucleotides. RefSeq lists its product as uncharacterized. The record is from RefSeq and is a predicted model, not a curated record. Gene Ontology annotation, biological process: lipid homeostasis. Gene Ontology annotation, cellular component: membrane; endoplasmic reticulum. The annotation marks the transcript as partial. The transcript has a single exon. NCBI's taxonomy places the organism in Eukaryota, Fungi, Basidiomycota, Agaricomycetes, Hymenochaetales, Hymenochaetaceae.